Xylaria bambusicola is the source of this 2078-nucleotide messenger RNA. RefSeq lists its product as uncharacterized. The transcript is spliced from 2 exons. Lineage: Eukaryota; Fungi; Ascomycota; Sordariomycetes; Xylariales; Xylariaceae. The record is from RefSeq and is a predicted model, not a curated record. Bases 202 to 1710 code for a protein of 502 amino acids.
GCUACAUACCCGCUCAUUUGGGUAUUGUCGAAUUUGUUCAUUGAUCUCGACCUCUCAUCUGUACGGCUUGUUCGUUCCUCGAACUUUCACCGGAAUUUUCAAUCAUGUCGAGGGCAAGUGGGGGUAGCUUCACCGCUACGGAAGUUGCGAAACACGAUAAAAAAGAGGACUGUUGGGUUGUAGUAAACGACAAUAUUUGGGAUGUCACAAGUGAGUAUCGCUCUCCACCACUCUUCUUAUAAGACGGAAAGCCGACCCGGGCUAGAAUGGCUUAAUGAACACCCCGGCGGCGUUGAACUGAUUUUCGACUUUGCCGGUAAAGAUGCCUCCGAAGGCUACAAUUCGAACCAUGACCCUGAGCUAGUCUUUUCGAAGUUGUCGCGGUCCUCAAACAAGGGUGAGGUGAAAGGGCCGGUCUCCCAAUCAGGCCCUCUUACUCCUCCUCCAAGUCAACGUCGACCUAAGGCCGCUGCUCCAACCACGCCGGUGGCUCCCAUCCCCCUAAAUUACAACCCAACCACUCCGAAGAAGACUACUCCCCUGGUUGAGCCCGAUGAAGAUGAAAAUAUGCAGGAUUAUUUUGCAGAACCACGAGAACUGACAACUCUGGAGCAAUCAUCGAUCAAUACACAGAAGAGACAAGCUGAAUACGGUCUCCGCAUGGCUCACUCAUGGACUGUAUACGACGGGACAUUUGACCCUAUGCCUCAGGAUAAAAGGAGGAAACGGGAUGUUCCAUACCCAAGUUACGUCCAGCAUGCUUUCCGCUCAAGGUCAGGUCUUUCCAACCUGCAGCUCUCCCGCGACGCCCCUGUCUCUAUGUGUGCCUUGGACAUUGCGAACUCGCACGUAUGGAAGUGCAUGCCGGGACUAGUCCGCCGAUACGUCUAUGUUGUCGCGCCGAACGGUCCGGCGCUUUGGAGCGACAACAAAGCAGCUGAAGCGUUCAUGUUUAAGAGGCUGGAUGACAUAAACUAUCACACUCCUGUAUAUGGAAAACCCAAAGAGUAUGAGUACAAGCUCUUUGGCGAUAUGAAAAAGCGACCGUGGCUCAUCUGGCCCUUGUGGGUAGAGGACAAAUACGGCAAGGAUUAUGUUACGGUGGUAUCGUACUCUGAGAGUACUCCUGAGACGGCUCCUCUUUUCCCGAAGCUGAUAUCUUACUCUAUCAUCGACCCGCGCCGGUCGAAAGACAAAGAUGCCGCCGGUCGACAUCAGCCCAUUGCUGCACGCAUACAGCGAAUCCAAGGCCAACUUCUCAAGUUUUGGAAGAAAGGAGGCUUUGACACAACAGAACUUGAGUACAAGGAGAUUCUCUGCAGUCCCAUGCCAUUGAAUGAGUCGACAUCUGGAGAACGCUGUUUUGCUACGGUCAAGGACAUAACAAAUCAGAUCAUCCAAUGGUAUAUUCAAGGAGGGAAAUUCUGCAAGGCCGACACGAUCAAAGCUUUACAGAAAUGGGUCAACCCGUUCCAACAAAGGGUGGAAAUGACCGGUAUCAACGCUUGGAUGCUUAUGGCCUCCUUGGACUACAAUGCUCGUAUAUCAGUCGAGGCUAUCUUGCCUAACACAAUAACUGAAGUUGCCGCCGACGGCGUUAAGAAGUGGGUGGAACCUUACGAUCUUGCUGGACCGUUCGACGAACCACAGCUCUCUGCAGAUGAUUUCUUCCUUCCACCGAAGGAUGUAUAUCAAGUCAAACCCUUGUAAACAAUCGCCAAAUACAUGGAUAAGAGAAUGGUCGAGCUAUGUUAAGAACCAAAAAAUUACCGCGUGGGAUUGUGAUAAGAUUUGCUGCUUAGCUACUUUGUAAUUACAUAUUCUAUAUCGUGAUAGUCCUGAACUCUUGCCCGCAUUGACUAUAUUGGCCAGUUGUGAUACUGUCAUUUUUUACUCAAUAGUGUCCUAUGAAAAUCAUUCGGGCUUCUUUGGCGCAUCCCGAAUAGCGAGCUAGUAUGAACUGCACAAGCCCUUGUAUUCAUUCCAUCAGACACUCUGACAAUCACGGGAAGAAAUAAUCAGCGGAAUAGAUAGGUAACUAUUAAUUGAAACCUCCGCCAACUACGGUCUGUCUCAUA